ACAUCCUUUCUUCUCAAUGAAUGACUCUUGACUGGAGUGUAGGAUGUUGUGGUGCACAUUAUUUGGCAGGAAGUCAGCCCGCGUCCGUGGCUAGGGCGCAUGCGCCGCCCGUUCAGGCCGACGGGGACCUCACUAUCUGGCAAGGGGACAAGGACGAGGCGGCCAAGAGAUGGAAGGGCAGCCAGCCGCUAUGGCUUCGGCGCUCGGCGGCGCGGGCUGUCCGAGCCCGGCGACCCCACCAACCCUGGAGAAAAUCACCUCAGAAAACUCCCCGGAGCCGGAUUCCUACACGGUGCCGGGGAUUUUACACUUCAUCCAGCACGAAUGGACGCGGUUUGAGAUGGAAAAGGCGCGAUGGGAAGCGGAAAAAGCCGAACUGCAAGCACGUGUAGCCUUUCUACAAGGAGAGAGGAAAGGUCAGGAGAAUCUGAAGAAGGAUCUGGUUCGGAGAAUUAAGAUGCUGGAAUAUGCCUUAAAGCAGGAAAGGACAAAAUACCACAAGCUGAAGUAUGGAACGGAACCAGUUCAAGGUGACUCAAAGAUAGAUACAGCAGAUUCUGUUAUAAAUAAUGGCCCCGAUACAUCAACUGUGGAACAGAAUAGUCCAUUAUCUUGGAAAGAAGGGCGGCAGCUGCUGAGGCAAUAUUUGCAAGAAGUGGGUUAUACUGACACUAUCUUGGAUGUGCGGACAAAACGGGUCCGAUCCAUGUUGGGCCAUUCCAGCCCAGAGCACAAUGGAGCAGCAGAGUCCAACAGUUUGGGACAGAUCCUAAAUGGAGGAGAUUCACCAUUAGUUAAGCAAAUAGAAGAACAGAUCAAAAGAAAUGCAGGCAGUGAAUCUCGAGAUAGCCUACGAAAAUCAGUACUGGAGAAGAUGCCUUUCCUCCAGAAUGUGGAUGAUGAUAGUGAUGAGGAUGAUGACGAAUUGGACAGUGUUCAUUCAGAACUCUCAGUCACACAGAGGCUAAGCAAGAAACAAAGGAUAGGCACCGAGAUAACAGCUGCUGAUCCUGCCAUGGACUGUGAAACAGUGGAUGCUUUGAGUGAAUUUCACUUCCUGGAGACUGGAGAGGAAGAGGAAAGGGGUGAAGAUUCCAGAAGUUUGAGGGAUGACAAAGAGCUAGGAAAUCACCGCUCUAAGCUUCAAGAUGUGUUGACUAAUUUUACAGACAUUGAUGGCUUGCCUUCUAUUCCAGCUGGAAUGAUCGGUCAACCUAAGGCAAGCGAAGGUGUCCCUCUUGUAUUUCCCCCACAUGCUAACAAGCCAUUUAUACUGGGGGCGGAUAAUGCUGGAGAUGGCGAUAUGAGCCUUGGUGAGCUGGCAGACCUGACUGUCACUAAUGACAAUGAUAUUUCUGAUUGCAAAGAUGCCUUCAGGAAAACCUGGAAUCCGAAGUAUACAUUGCGGAGCCAUUUUGAUGGGAUCCGUGCAUUGGCGUUUCACCCAGUGGAGCCUGUGCUCAUUACUGCUUCUGAGGAUCGUACUCUGAAGCUGUGGAACCUGCAGAAAACAGUUCCUGCCAAAAAGAGUACUGCGUUGGAUGUGGAACCAAUUUAUACGUUCAGGGGACACGUAGAUCCAGUGUUAUCUUUAGCGGUUAGUUCAAAAGGGGACCAGUGCUUCAGUGGAGGACUUGAUGGCACAAUUUGCUGCUGGAAUAUUCCAAGCUUGAACAUUGAUCCAUAUGACACUUAUGAUGAGAGCAUUCUGUCCAGAACACUAAAUGGUCACACAGAUACGGUUUGGGGACUUGCAUUUAAUAUCCCAAAGAACCGCCUCAUUUCUUGUUCAGCAGAUGGAACUAUUAGGUUGUGGGACGCAACCGCAAAUCCAGCAUGUGUUAGUACGUACACCAGAGAGAAGGAAAAUGGAAUUCCUACCUCUGUUGCCUUUGUGAGUGAUCCUGAUCAUGCUGUAGCUUCCUUCACGAACGGCGAUGUGGUCAUAUAUGACCUGCAGGCAUUGCAGCCAGUAAUGACCCUGGAUUCUAAAACAUCUGACACUGCUGCUAAUCAGAUUAACCGAGUUGUCAGCCACCCCAAGCUGCCAGUAACUAUUACUGCGCAUGACGACAGGUGUAUUCGGUUCUUUGACAACAAGACAGGAAAAAUGAUCCAUUCAAUGGUUGCCCACUUGGAUGCAGUCACCUCUCUUGCUGUUGACCCUAAUGGAGUUUUCCUGAUGUCAGGGAGUCAUGACUGUUCAAUACGGCUCUGGAACCUGGACAACAAGACCUGCGUUCAAGAGAUCACAGCGCACCGAAAGAAGUAUGAUGAGGCAAUCCAUGAUGUCACCUUUCACCCGAGCAAAGCCUACAUUGCCAGUGCAGGAGCAGAUGCCCUUGCCAAAGUAUUCGUAUGACGCAAUAUCACCUCUCCGGUCUCAUUCCUGUGAGCAGACUGGUAUCUGCUCUUCUAUAAGGGUUGAUCCCACAUUUCUCCCGGAACGGUUGCCUUUGAAUCAGUGAAUGAAGAUAACUUCCCUCCAGCCAUGAAGUUCAGGAUCCUGGGUUUGCAGUGCUGGGUUGUUCCCCCUCCACAUAUUUCGUAGCAAAGCUCUAUUGGGGCCUGUCUUCACUGAACUCUACACAAUAUGUAUAUGUUUUAAACUUUAAAAGAAAAUUGCUUUGGUAAAUUUUGUAUAGGUACCCGAUCGUGGGCUGUGUGGAACAAGUAAAAGAAGUAGCAGAGUGUAGGUCAAACCAUAUAAAGGGGCGACAGCAGUUGUUGUGCUGGCAUAAGUUAUUUUUUAAUGUUGGACUACUUUUCUAAUGCAGCCUGCCACCGGUGUGAUUAAGUUUUCGUUCCCUGGCCAGUUAUCCAUCUUGUACCAAUUAAGCAUUGACUUGCUGGAAUACAGCAGCAGGCACAUGUCACAGAGAUACAGGUUCAUCACUCUUUGCCCUAUCCCUUCCCCAAUAGGGAGUAUUAUGAGGGGACAUACACGCAUAUGGACCAAGGAUCUCCAACUUAGGCUCAAAAGAAUAUGAAUGUAGUAACACACAGUUAGGGGGGGCUUGUAAGUUGCCUCUCAUUUCAUAAUCUGAGGAUCACUUAGCCUGACGGUGUUGAAUGUACUCUAUUAACAAAGGGUAGCUUUUAUAAACUAAUGCACCUAUUUGUCAUCCUCUGGGCAAUUUAAUUUAAAGCAAUUUUGAGAGAACCAUUUUCCAGGCCCUUCACCAACUCUAAAAGAUCAUUUUUUUGAGUGCUUCCUUUUGAGAAUGGAAAACCCAUGCUUUUCCAAUGUUUCUUCAUUACUUCAACUACUGACAGGAGAGGACAGCUUGAUUGCUCCAACUUUACUUUAAUCUGACAAGCACUCAACAAAGCAGUUUAACUGUGACUUCUUCCUCUGACUUUUAAUCUUUCACACUUUCAUUGGCUACUAAUUUGCAGUGAUUGGACAUGUUAAUAUCAGAUAACAGAGCACAGACAGGGAAUCAACCCUGGGGCUUUCCUGGCUUGUACGGCCCAGGUGUAAUACUUCAUGGCAUCAGGAUAAACAUUGUUGUGAACUGGGUAGGGAAUGUCACAUAUCUGCCUUUAGAGAAAUUGUGUUGGUACAGUUUGGGAAUGCAUUUUUUUUUUAAAGUUUAAAAAACAUCAAGUCAAAUUGAUGGUGGGUGAUCAGGAGAAUCCUGCACAAAUUCUACCCCUUUAGUGCUUUUUGUUCUAUGAGAAAAGAAUCGCUAGAGCUUAAAAUAGUUAAUGAAAGGAAUGGUACUUAGAAAUCUGCAAUUGCAGAUCCUGGUGAACUAAUCCUUUGCCACUUCUUCAGAGCUCAGCAUAUUAUACCAUUGUUCUCAUCCUGUUAUUCAGUAGUACAUUGAGUGGUGGUUAUGAGGGUUGCUGCAAUGGCUUUGAGAGUAUUAAGACGGAAGUAAUGCAAAACUCUGGGCAUUCCCCCAAAAUGCUGAUGCAAUGCAUUGAGUAAUUAACUGUGUCAAAAUAUAUUUGCUUUCUCCUUGGAUUUAUCAGUUUGCCACUUCUGCUAAAUAUGAUGGUUCAAAACAAAGUAUUUCUUAUCGUAAUAAGGACAAAUGCUCUCUUUGCUAAGUUAGUUGGUAAAUUUACAGGCGGCACGAUGGCACAGUGGUUAGCACUGCUGCCUCACAGCACCAGGGACCCGGGUUUGAUUCCAGCCUCGGGCGACUGUCUAUGUGGAGUUUGCACAU
Molecule: messenger RNA, 4178 nt
Organism: Chiloscyllium plagiosum (whitespotted bambooshark)
Lineage: Eukaryota; Metazoa; Chordata; Chondrichthyes; Orectolobiformes; Hemiscylliidae
Product: striatin-3-like
Cellular component (GO): dendrite
Molecular function (GO): armadillo repeat domain binding; calmodulin binding; protein-containing complex binding
Source: RefSeq, a predicted model, not a curated record